AGAGCAUCAGCACAAACGGCUCCUAUUAUUUCAAUUGCCAUGGCGACUCCUCUUUCUCCGAGUUCGCAAAGUCAUCUCAAUUCUCGACUCUUCAUCUUAGACUCCACCAUGACCUCCACGCCCCAAAAGUCUCACCAAGAGCCUGGAGAGGAGACGUUCCUGGAUUGGAAGACUCCAGCUUCAUCACCAUUCGUCUCAGAGAUCGAGCAGGAAAAUCGAGAUCCGAAUACUCUCAACCUGCUCUUCGAACUGAACCCGACAAAACCUCAGUCGAAGAAUCCUUCCCCGAUCAAGACGGCUCCAGACCUCCAGGACGAAGAUAUCAUUGACUGGAGCGACGAACCGACUCAGAAGCUGUCUACUACGCCGACGGUGACAUCCCCGGAAAAGCAGCCCGGUGAUCAACUGCUGGAAGAAAUGCAAAGAUCUGCCGCGAUAGAUACAGUCGAUACGGUUGUUCCAUCGUCACGGCGGUCAUCGCCCAAAAAGCGCCAACUGGACCAGUUUGAGAUCCAUUCCGAUUCUUCCCAACGCAGCUCAGUCACGACUAGUUCAUCGUUUAGCCGUGAGACUAAGCGUCAAGAAACCAUUGUCAUAUCUAACGAUAUUGACAUGACGCUGCCGGACGAGAAUGAAGAUCCUGCCAUAGACGAUACCUGCUUCAGCAUGUUCUCGGAAAUCCCGAACACGGACAUGACUGCUUUCGCUAAACUAGGCCAAAGCCCUACGAAGACAUUCUCCAUCCAGACUCAGACUCCUCGUGCUCUCAACUUCAUGACGCCGAGCACUUCUCGCCGUACCCGCCCUUCAGAUCUCAGCUCCCCUUCGCCCACCCCCCGCCAACGGGACAUCUCCAUGCACGUCUCCUCCGAAGAUACCACCAACCUUCUUCUCGACUUCACUCAACAAUUCGAAGCCUUCUCCAAAAGCUCCAUGCGCACUCCCACCGGACACGGCUCACCAACUAAGACCGAGCCCCAUCUCCUCUCAUACAUCAACCAGCAGCGCUCCCCCCAGAAACCCUCCGUAGCACCACCAAACGCCACUCCUAGUAAAUCGACGCUUCUGAACCUCCUGGACUUCGAGUUACCCCCCGCACCCACCCCACGCUCCAUCCCUACUAUCACCGUCCGUGAGCUCGAAUCCCUCAAAUCCACCUACCAAUCCCAAAUCAGCAGCCUCACCGCCUCACUCUCUGGCCGUGACGCCGAAGUCUCCUCGCUCAAACGCGCGGUGGCCGACGCGGAGCGCCGUGUCGGCGAAGCCGCCGAGUCGCUGCGGGACGAGCGAGGGGCGCGUGAGCACGUCGAACAGGAGAAGGAGGCGUGGGAGCGGAAGCGUGAGGAGGUGGAGAGCGUGCUGCGGAGCGUGCGGGAUGAGGUGAUGAAAGCGGAGAAGGAGCGGGAAGAGAUAGAGAAGCGAGUGGAGGAAGCAGAGACACGAGCAACGGAGGCAGAGCAGCGUGCGGUGGAGGCGGCGAAGAAAGUGACGGUCGUGGCGCCGGUAGAAGGGAAUAAGGAGGGAGGAGAAAAAGGCCUGUUUACCGCAGAGCAGGUGCAGCGGCAGAUCGACGAGAAGGUCCACGCGCUCUCCGCCGAGCUACACGCGAUUUACAAAAAGAAACACAUUACCAAAGUCGCUGGCCUUAAGAAAGGCUUCGAGGAAAAAUCCAAGAAGCUCACCGACGACCUCCACCAGCAAGUCGCCCACCUCACCCACCAAGUCGAAGACCUCCAAUCCUCCAAAGACGCCACCCUCUCCGGCCCCAUCGCCCUACCCUCCGGCGCCAUCCCCGCCUCCGAGCUCGCCUCCCUCCGCGCUGCCGACCUCUCCCGUCUCGAGUCCCAGCAAACUGAACUCGAAGCCACCCGCGCCAGCCUCGCAGGCCUCACCCAGGAGCUGCGCACCUUGCGCACCGCGCAGGACGCGCUGCAUGCGGACCUCGAGCAGGAACGCAUUGAGAAAGGCGAGCUGGUUGCCGCCGUCGACGAGUUGUUGGCGCUGCAGACCGAGGUCGGGCCCGUCGAGGCCGUGGAGGAUUUUCGGAAGAGUAUUGCGCGGCCGAGUGGGUUGAGGGGACCUGGAUUUGGGGCCAAGGGGCAGGGAGGGGAAAAAUCGAGGAUUGGGAGGAUUGGGGUGCCCGCAGCGCCGGUGGCGACGGCGGCGCCUGGGUUGGUGAGGAGUGUGAGUGGCGGGAAGAGUCGGAUGAUGAGUCAGUUGGAGAGGAUGGGGAGUGGGAGGAUGGGGGAGCGGUAA
This is a messenger RNA of Eremomyces bilateralis CBS 781.70, 2256 nucleotides long. RefSeq lists its product as uncharacterized. Lineage: Eukaryota; Fungi; Ascomycota; Dothideomycetes; Eremomycetales; Eremomycetaceae. The record is from RefSeq and is a predicted model, not a curated record. Bases 40 to 2256 code for a protein of 738 amino acids. The transcript is spliced from 2 exons.